Messenger RNA from Amyelois transitella, 6100 nucleotides. RefSeq names its product brain tumor protein (gene mei-P26). Gene Ontology annotation, molecular function: ubiquitin-protein transferase activity; protein binding; zinc ion binding. The transcript is spliced from 9 exons. The record is from RefSeq and is a predicted model, not a curated record. Lineage: Eukaryota; Metazoa; Arthropoda; Insecta; Lepidoptera; Pyralidae. Gene Ontology annotation, biological process: positive regulation of DNA-templated transcription. The coding region runs from base 400 to 3021 and encodes 873 amino acids. Gene Ontology annotation, cellular component: nucleoplasm; chromatin.
AUGUAAUGAUUAAGGUUAUGGGUGAGAUAUUACUUGGCAACUUACACUGUAACAUUUUUUCAUCUGGUCAUACUGUUUAAACUCGCUCGCAACCCCAACGAACUUGAACGAACGCAGAAAAUCAAUACACCGUGAUGUAUUCGUCUUUUUAAAAUGAGAACGUGACAAAAUAUUAAUAAAAUUCAUCGAAGAAACCAUUUUUAUUUUAAAAAGUAUCUGUUGAGGUUUGAUGCUCAUUUUUUAUUUAUUUACAAAGUGAUGGAUAUUGUCAUAGUUACGGCGUGGUAGACCAUUCUGCGCGUCUGAUUAACUGCUUUUUCUGCAAAUUAUAAUUGUUAAAGAUAUUUGUUGAGUAAGGUCAAGGAUUAUACAUUAUACACCAAAUAAUUAUAAGUUAAAAUGGAAGAAAUGAAUGGAGAGCUCUAUGGGGAUGGUUUAGUUAGUCUGGGAGAUGAGGGUUCACUCGAGUCAACCGAUAGUGGGAAACAGGAGCAAAAUUGUAAUAUUUGCGACAAUAAGUUAUGCAGUCCUCGCGUAUUGUCAUGCCUUCAUGUUUUCUGUGAAGCUUGCAUUGACAAGUUGAUGGUUAAUGAAGCUGGAGAUUCUUUAAAAUAUGAUCUGGCCGUGGAGUGCCCUCUAUGCAAACAGGAAACAAAGAUACCUGGUGGUGGAGCUGUAUCACUUCCAACUGAUUAUCUCAUCACCAAUAUCCUGGAUGUGUCCUCUAUGGAUCAAUCAGUUGUAUGUACUUGUUGCAAGAGUAAGGAACCUGCUGUUGCCAGGUGCACAGAUUGUUCCCAUUUCCUAUGUUCCAACUGCAACUCUGCACAUGAGUUCAUGAGAUGUUUUGAGAAUCAUCGUGUGGUACCAUUUGAUGCCCUAAGGUCCUCUAAAGAAAAAGCUGCUGUACACAAGCCAAUUUUUUGCAAUCGACAUGUUGGAGAAAGCUUGAAAUUUUAUUGUUGUGAGUGUGAAGUCGGUGCUUGUUCUGAAUGUCUAACUGUUGAACAUAAAGUUGGGGAACACCGUUGCGAGAGGAUUGUUGAUGCUGAACCCAACUUACGUGCUGAGCUACGCAACUUUAUUGUGGAAGCGAAUGCUCGUGCCGUCGCUGCCGGCAGUGCCUCUGCGAAACUUGAUGACGCUCUAGGAGAUUUGCAACGCCAACGUGAUGAUGCUGAAGCUGUCAUCAAUGAAGCAUUCCAAGCUUAUAAAUCUGCUUUAGAAAGACGACGGGAAAAGGCACUUGAAGAACUGGAACGUUUGCAUAAGGAAAGGGAGCUGAAAGUAAUGGAUUUGUUUGAUCGUGUCGAUAAAACUGUUCAACGCAUCGAUUGCGCUUGCAAGUUCGCAGCUAGACUACUUCGUCGCGGUGAUGGUACUGAAAUAGUGAUGCUGAAAAAAACUGUUGCUUCACAAUUUGCUCGCUUGUUGGAAGGAGCACCAGAGUUCGACGUUGAUUAUUCCCUUGAGUUUACCACCAAGAUGGAUAAAUUUGAUGCCAUUACUGAGGAAACAUUUGGUGUUUUUCGUACUGAAGCUACCAAAGCUGAAGAACGGAAGCGCGCUAGUGAAUCUUCCGCUAUAGUUUCUGUCGCAUCUAAUGCUCACUCCCCAGCCGUCUCUGUGACAAAUGCUCCCGUCUUUGAUGACUUCCCACCCUUGGGGAAUGUCCGCCGCGUUACGGGCGUGACUGGCGUCGGAGCUAUUGUAGGAGUGCCUGGUGGAGUACCUGCGAUCGGCGUUCCAGUAGUUGGUGCAGUGCCGGGAGUCGGACCUGUUACCAAUCCUAGUGUGAUUCAGGGGGUGGUCAAUGUGAACAGCGCUUCAGGAGUAGGGGGCGUGACGGGCGUAGGCGGUGUGCCUGCUCUGCCUUCCAUGGUAGAAUAUAACCUUCAGCAACUUGCUAGCAUUGCUGAGAAGGAUGUACCGCCAACUCAACAUGCCUCUCCGGCUCCUUCAUUCACCCUUGCUGAAUUGCUGGCUGGAGAUCUUAACUCUCCUCAAGCAUACAACAACUUGCAAGCACUUGCUAAACUAGGAUUAAAUACCGAAGUCAAUGGAUUUGGCGGAGUAGGAGGCAUAAGCGGCGUUGGCCCACGUGGUGUUUCACCAGGCAGGCCUUUGUUAACGGCAGCAGAAGAAGCUGCCCUAGUGGCACCGCCGGCGCCUCUAGUUCGCGCCACCAAAGCUACGCCCAUGCACAUAAGGUUCAAGUUCGGCCAACUCGGCGGUGGCAAGGGCCAAUUCAAUUCGCCGCACGGAUUCUGUCUAGGAAAUGAUGAGGAUAUAAUAGUUGCUGAUACUAACAAUCACCGUAUUACUGUAUUCGACAAAUCUGGUAACUACAAGUUUCAUUUUGGCGUGGCUGGCAAGGAGGAGGGCCAGUUGUGGUACCCACGUAAAGUAGCGGUGGUCCGUGCCACCGGAAAGUUUGUUGUAUGCGACCGCGGAAAUGAGAGGUCGCGCAUGCAAAUAUUCACCAAAAACGGACACUUUUUGAAGAAAAUCGCCGUGCGAUUUAUCGAUAUAGUCGCUGGGUUGGCCGUGACUGCUGAAGGACUUAUCGUCGCGGUGGACAGUGUCACGCCAACAGUUUUCAUUUUGUCUGAGGAAGGUGACCUCAUGAGCUGGUUUGACUGCAGCGAGUGCAUGAGGGAGCCGUCGGACAUUGCUAUCAGUGGAAAAGAAUUCUAUGUGUGCGAUUUCAAGGGGCACUGCGUGGUUGUGUUCGACGACGAGGGCCGAUUCCUUCGUCGUAUAGGCUGCGAGAACGUCACUAACUUCCCCAAUGGAAUAGACGUGUCCGACGCCGGGGACGUACUCAUUGGGGAUUCCCACGGGAACAAGUUUCAUGUAGCUGUGUUCUCCCGUGACGGAGUGUUGGUCACUGAAUUUGAGUGCCCCUAUGUCAAGGUUUCCCGUUGUUGCGGUUUGAAGAUAACAUCUGAAGGUUACAUUGUCACUCUGGCUAAGAAUAAUCAUCAUGUUCUAGUCCUCAACACCCUUUACAUUGUCUGAGGAGCAACUCGAUGGCUGUAAGUCUGCAUACUACAAGAUCUCACAUUUAUUCCCUAUAUUUUAUAUUUAAUUGCUGAUUUUACAAAGCUUAAAAUUUUUUUGCUAAACCAGUAUUUGACUUUUUUUCUUUAUUUUAUUUUAAAUUCAAUGUAAGUCUUGAGUUUUAACACUCUAACCAUGUGCAGUGAACCUCGGCACAGAUCAUCUGCUUCAUUGUUUUCCAGUUUUGUUGCAUUUUAGAAGCAACAAAGUGUCACUGCUUAUGGAUAGAUCUUGAAGUCAUUGUUUCCAAAGUACUGAAUUAUUUUGUAUUUUUGGUUUUUUUCAUCUUUUUUUUUCAUUUUAUAUGGUUGCAUUUAGUUAUUAGUUAUGAGAAAUCCAAAGUUUAGUGUUAAUUAAUAUUCAUCUUCUUGUAUUUGUAGUAAUAUGUAUGUAUGUCCAGACUAUCAUUAAAUGGAAAAUUUUUAAAUUAUUUGGUUUUGGAUGAAUAGUUUUUGGUCCUUAAUGAAUGGUGUUUACAGUAUUCAUAAUCUUAAAAUAGAAAUUUGUGCAUGCACACCAUUUGAUCAUAGUAAAGCUAACUGUUAAACCUUAUUUUAUGUAAGUGUGCCAUUCAACGAGAAAUAUUUUUUUGUACUUAGAAAGUAAUUAAUCUUUGGUUUGAUGGCUAAAUUAUUCGGUGGUAUUGUUGGUGCAAACAUUCGAUUUUAUAUAAAUUUCUUAUUAAAGGUCAUUUACAUCUCACUUUCUUUAGUCUCUAGAAGACAGUUGGUAAAUUAUUUUAAUGAUUGACAUGAGCAUUAAUUUAGCUUCUUAAUUUUUAAUGUUCUUAAAUCUCAGUAGAAUGGUAGACCUACAUUUUUUUAUUAAACUAUUCAGGACCUUAAACUCUUAUCCAACAAGAUGACCUGAAACCUGUAUUUACAUACAUAUUGACUGGGCUGUUAUAUUUCGUUUUCAAAAUUUAGCAGCUGGUAUGGUUCCUAGUUCGAGUGAAGUUUUAAACAUGUCAAUUAGGGGACUGCGUGGGUGUGUCGCCUCGAAUCUAUAUCGUUUGUUGCUAGGACUUAACCAAAAUAAGUAUCUCAUUUCAAAACUAUAGACCAUUAUUACAACACUCAGUUGCUUGAUAGAGUACUAAUAGAACGCACAAUUUGAGUUUUGUAACAAAAUUAAGACCAAAGGAGGCGACACUAAUAAAACGUGCCAUCUAGUUUAGGUUAAUCUCGUAUACAAUAUUAUAUAUUGUCCGUUAAAAUAUAUUUACCAUUUACAGAAUUCUUGUGUCUAUACAAAAUGUUUUUCAUGUACUCUUGUUUUGAGAGCCUAUUACAUAUAAAAUUUUUCGUGAGUAGGCUAUUACGAUAUACAUGUAGAUGUUUGGUUCAUUAUAAAUUUAUCUUAAUGGUGAACCACAGUGCUCUAUUAUUGGAAAGCAGGAGUUAAUUAAAACUUUGCAAUAAUUUUGUACAAUAUAACUGGGAUAGUUAAUGAAGUAUAUUAUAAACAUUUAUGGUAUGCAGCAUUUUCAUGUAUACAGAACAAUGAUACGGGUAUUUCUUUUAUGGCGCCUUUAUUAUUGGCAAAUAAUCCGGUUGUUUUAUAUACAUCACGCAUCACUCAUGAAACGUUGAUAUUAUAGAACCGCAAAUAACAUUUCUAUUACAUUCUAAUGAUGGAUUGUAGGAUAAUUGGUUCAUGAAACUAUUUGUCACAAAAGCUGGAAAUAGUUUGGUAAUAAUAUAUUUUAUUGAAUUUUAUGAUAAGAUUCAUUGUCCGACGCUUUAAGACUGUUUAACACAUUUUCAAUUUACUGUAUACAUGAAUCUGGUGUCAAAAUGUAAUUUUAUUUGUAUCUAUGAGAGGUGGACUAUCGUAUUUUGUCGCCUAAAAGUUACCUAUAUUUAUAUAUAUUUUUAUAACUAUCCACUUUUAAUAUUCAAAAUUAAAUUUAUAAUUUUUAGAUUAUAAUCUAUUGUACGAAAAAUUAAAUGAUCUGCGGUUCACAUUUUGCGAUACGAUCAUUAGAUUUUCAUCCAAAAAGUAUGGCCCAUUGUAUCAUUUAAUGACUUGGGACUUUCGGCAAGUAGACACAUCGAUAAUAAUAUGGUAAAAUACGUCUAUUACAUUAUAUACACAAGUAAUGGUCAUACAAUAUUUAUCUAUUUCAAAAUUCACCAUUUAUCCAAGAAUUUUAUAGUCUUCCAAAUAUAAAUUAGGCUUUUUUCGGCAAAUUAUCUACUCAAAUUACAAAUGCAUAAAUGAAAUUCAUGCGGUACACAUUAUUUAUUUUCUUUUUAAAUAUGUAUUAUUUUACUUUUAAACAGGACAUUAAAUACUAAAAUUAUUUAUAUAAAUAUAUUUAUAGAUGACCAUUAUUUUGUUUUGCAAAAAGAUACAUGAUAUAUUAUAGUACUUAACCCAGACCACCUAAAAUUAGUGUGAUAUUUUAUUGAUAUCUUAUUAAUUUUUCAUAAAUAUAUUAAGCUCUCUAAAUUGUAUUACUGCAUGAAAUUGUAACUGAUAAUCUCUUAUGUGUACGAGAUAUAUACCUUGGAAACUGUGAAGGUGAUCAUUGAUAUAAAAGGUAAGUUGAAAUGUAGUGAAAUUGAAAAAUAAUUGAAGACUUUAUAUGGUUACUCAAAUAUUGCGAAGUGAGUAAAUGUCUAGUCCAAUCAAAUAUUAAAAGUUUAUUGGAUCAAAGCUCGUAUAAUCUAGAUCGCAUGGACUCUUUCACUGCUUUUCAUUUUUUUUUCUUAUUAAUGAUCAUCUUUGUAAUCUGAAAAUGUUUCGUUAACAUAAUCGAGCCAUAUUAUUAUCAUUAUUUAUCGUCAAUAAUCGCAAACGUUAGCUUAAAUAAAUAUGUGUACUUAAUUAGUAAAUAGGUAUUUAUUUGUUGUUGAAACAGUUUACAAUAUUCGAUAUCUUUGCAACAUUUGAUGUGAUAUGAGCAAUAAUAGAGACAAUGAACCAACAAUUUAAGACUUGGACUCAAUAUAUGAAAGACACACAAGAAGCCGCAGUGGCGAUGGCGGUCGUAUAAGAGCCAGUGAUAACUUGAACAUAGACAUUUUGAGUC